AUGAAGCACUUUCUCGCCCCAAUCGCCCUGCUUGCUGCUCGUGCAACAAUCCCAGCCACUGAUGUUGGUGAUGAUCCCAAGGGCUGCGCCGAAGGCCUCUACAUUAUCAGCGCUCGUGGAACUGGUGAGCAGCAAGGUAUUGGCGUUGCUGGUACCUUGAUUGGAAAGAAAGUCGCCGCCCAAAUCAACGGCAGCAAGGUUGUCGCCCUCCAAUAUCCGGCCACCCUCGCGGACCCCUCAUACCCUCUUUCUGUCGGCAAUGGCACCAAGAACAUGACUGAGCUCCUCGAGGACUACCACAAAAGCUGCCCCAAGGGCAAGGUUGCCAUCAUUGGAUACUCCCAGGGUGCCCAAGUCUCGCUGGACACGAUUUGCGGAACCGAUGAGGAUGGUUUCGAAACCACUUCCGGCGUCUCUUCCAGCGCUAUGGACAAUGUUGUCGCGGUUGCCCUGUUUGGUGACCCAACUCACGUUCCCAACGUCCCUUACGACCGAGGAACCAGCAAAGAAGAUGGUCUCUUCCCUCGCAAGAACAGCGACAAGUGCAAGAAAUACGCCAACAAGAUUGCCUCGUGGUGUGACACGGGCGAUGUCUACUGCGACACUGGAGAAGACAGGGCCGUCCACGGCCAAUACUUCUCCAAGUAUGGCAACCAAAUCAUUCAAUUCAUUGUUGACCAGUACAACGGCAAGAGUGGCGGCAACUCUACCAGCACACCUACCGGAACCUCUGCUCCCACUGGCACCGCCGCACCCACUGGCGGAAACUCGACUAUCACCACAGCCAAGCCCACCGGUUCUGGAUCCCCCACUGCAUCGGGCGGCGCUGCUACCUCAACGACUGCUACUCCCGGAGCUGCUUCAGGAAUGAGGGUGGGCCGAAAGGGACUGUACCUUGCUUUGCCGAUUGCCGUCGUUGCCCUGGUCCAGGGACUGUAA
Pochonia chlamydosporia 170 is the source of this 939-nucleotide messenger RNA. Its product is annotated as acetyl xylanesterase. The record is from RefSeq and is a predicted model, not a curated record. Lineage: Eukaryota; Fungi; Ascomycota; Sordariomycetes; Hypocreales; Clavicipitaceae. Gene Ontology annotation, molecular function: hydrolase activity. The coding region runs from base 1 to 939 and encodes 312 amino acids. The transcript is spliced from 3 exons.